This is a messenger RNA of Ctenocephalides felis (cat flea), 2579 nucleotides long. RefSeq names its product E3 UFM1-protein ligase 1 homolog (gene Ufl1). The record is from RefSeq and is a predicted model, not a curated record. Gene Ontology annotation, molecular function: UFM1 ligase activity. Lineage: Eukaryota; Metazoa; Arthropoda; Insecta; Siphonaptera; Pulicidae. Gene Ontology annotation, cellular component: endoplasmic reticulum membrane. Gene Ontology annotation, biological process: response to endoplasmic reticulum stress; protein K69-linked ufmylation; regulation of proteasomal ubiquitin-dependent protein catabolic process.
UGUCAAAUUUUGAUUUGCAUCCAUAUGCACCUGUAGUGUAGUUAUAAGAGUGUAAAGAGUUUAGAGUUAUAUGUUUGUUUAGUGUAAAUAAUAAAAAUGUCUGAUUGGGAUGAAAUUAAGCGUCUAGCAGAAGAUUUGCAAAGGGUACAAUUGACGACAAGCGCUCAGAAGCUGUCUGAACAAAAUUGUGUAGAAAUAGUUAAUUUGCUACUUCAAAAUAAGUCCAUUGAAUUACUUUUUACUGAUGACGGAAAGGAAUAUCUUACCCCACAACAGCUCUCUAGUGAAAUUAAGGAUGAGUUAUAUAUUAGAGGUGGACGCGCUAACGUAGUCGAUUUAGCUAAGGCAUUAAAUGUAGAUUUAAAUCAAGUUACACAUAAAGUCAACGACUUGGUACGGUCGUCCAAGGAGCUACAUUUCGUACUCGGCCAACUUAUAGAUUCUACUUAUCGCAGUAGAGUUGCUUAUGAAAUCAAUGUGAAAUUGCGAAAUUUUGGGCAAGUUACCAUAGCUGAUUUAUCGUUGCAAUAUGAUUUACCAUCGGAUUAUAUAUUACAUAAUAUUGUCGAAAAAGAAAUAGGGAAAACAAUCCAAGCUGAACAAGAUGAUAAAGAUCCUAGGAUUUUGCAAACACCUGCCUAUAUUUAUAGAUGCAAAGCAAAAAUAAGGGGAGCUAUUACAGCUUUGAGCAUACCUACUCCAGUAGCAACAAUUUGUCUAUAUGAUGUUUCUGAGCAUAUUUUGCAUUCUUCUAUUAAUCAACCUUGGUUUUGUGGUACUUUAACUAGCAAACAGCCUGGUGCUCUAUUUAUUCCAAAUGUUUAUUCCAAGUCACAAGCGGAAUGGAUUAAUAAUUUCUUGAAACAAAAUAAUUAUUUGGAAUAUGACAGCUUAAUCAGAUGGGGUAUAAUGGAUCCUAAAUCAUAUAUAGAACGCACAUUUAGCCAACAGUCAUUUAUGUUCCUAAAAUCAUGUGCAUUAGGCUCUGUCUAUAUAAGCAUGUUGGAAGCAUCUAUUGAUGAAUGUAUUUCUAGCAAGAGUUACAUUGACAUAGCAACUAUUCUUCCAACUAUUGUUUCUUCUUCUGAAAUAGAAGAAUGUUUAGUACAGCUUAUGAAAAACAAAGAUAAAAAUCUAUCUUUAUUUGAGACUACAGUAUUCAGUUCAUCAUACAUAGAAAAUCUGUCUACUAAUUGUAAAGUAGAAGCUGAGGCCAAGGCAAAAUCUUUUGUUGAAAAUGGCCAUUACCAAAAAUAUAUUGCAGAAAAACAACUUGCUUUGAAGAAAACGGACUCAAACUUUGAUUUCAUUGAUGCUAAAAGUGAAAAGAGAGAAGAACGUCGCCGAAAAGCUGCUGGUGGCAAAACUGGUGGUGGCACACAAGGCCGGGAAACAAAAACUAAGUCUACUAAAAAACAUGUGCGAAACAAGAAAGGGCAAAACGAUUCGGAUGAUGAAGUGGCUGAUACCGUAUCAACAAAUGCUGAUGUACUGGAAUUGGUUUCUUUAAAUGACAUUGAGGAAAUUUUAAAUAAAAUAUUGAAAGAGGAAGGCUUGGAUGAUUUAAGUGCAUCAAUUGCUGAGCAUUUAUAUCCAAUCAUUAACAAAUAUGCUUUAGAGUAUGCACAAACAUUCUAUGAGUCAAAAAUGCAAUCAAAUACAUCAAAUAGACGUCAAAAUCAUAUUGCUCUGCAAGACAAAUUAAAUAACAUGUUGAAUGAUAUAAGGUUGUAUGAAAAAGGAAUAAAGAACUUUAGUCCUGACACUCAAGCCCAAUUAAAGAAAUACUUGUUAAAAUCGCUUUGUAACGAUAUAACGAAUUUAUUAACAAACUAUUUUGCUCAAGAAAGUGGAUUACAGGAUUUUGAUACAAAUAUUACAACUGAACAACGUGCUAAAAUUGUUAAUGAAUUAUCAAAUGAUUUUAAAUCAGUACUAUCAAAAAAUAUUACGACUUUAUCAGGAGCUAGUAUUGAAGAAUUCUUAGAAACUGCAGAGGCUUGUUUAUCAGUUGCUGGCGUAACAUUAAAAAAGAUUGAUAAGAAAAAAGAUAGAACUAUUAUCUUAUGUCACAAACAUGGUUUAUUAGAUCAGUUGUCGAAUUCCUCUGAUCCAGCAGUUGUUCUGCAUUUAACUUGCCUGGCAUUAUAUACAAUUAUUACACAAACAAUGUUGCAUGCUUCAGGAAAAUUUAUAAAUGAUAUAGUCAAGUUAUUACAAUCUCAUUUACCUGUUGAGAUUUAUAAAAAGAUAACAGAUUAUCAACUUUUAGUAAUGAAGUAUUUAAAUACUGAGGCAGAAAGUGAAGAACGCAAAGAUAUUCUUGAAGAGUUAAUGAGUGGUAUCGAAGACAUUAAAGGUGUUGCAGCUAAUUUUAAGAAGCAAUCACAGAGUCAAGAUGAAUAAGUUAUUUAUUGGUUAAUAAUUUAAAUUUGGUUUAUGAAGUGUUAAUUUUGUUAUUAGGCAUUGAAUAUCAGAGUACUUUUAUAAAAUGAAUAUGAAAAUAUUUAUAUAUAUUUAAUAAUACUGAUUUAUAUAUAUUUAUAUCAAAACAAUUUCUUAAAGAAAUAUAUUUUAAU